Fraxinus pennsylvanica is the source of this 363-nucleotide messenger RNA. NCBI's taxonomy places the organism in Eukaryota, Viridiplantae, Streptophyta, Magnoliopsida, Lamiales, Oleaceae. The record is from the annotation of a GenBank genome assembly.
AUGCCCCCACGGAUCAGAGAAAAAGAGAGGAGAAUAUCAUUGGAGCUGGAUCCAGCCAUCUCUCAGGCAGAAUGGCGUCGAAAAAUGAUUGUCUGCUUACCCAAGUUCUUUGACACAGUCUAUUUCUUCUUUCAAUCAAUCAAACGUUCCGUCAUCACAAAAGAGGAGCUCAUGCAUAAAAUAAUCGCUGGCCAUAAAGCUGUUGUUGACAGAAGAGAGAUUGAAGAACAACUCAGAUUGCUGCAAGAAUUAGUUCCGGAAUGGAUUUAUGAAAAGGCAGCAUCUAGUGGGGAUCUCCUCUUAUGCGUUAAUAAGAUUUCAAGUCCUGAAUUGAUACGCACGAGACUUGCUGAGGCCGAGUGA